Molecule: messenger RNA, 1688 nt
Organism: Musa acuminata subsp. malaccensis (wild Malaysian banana)
Lineage: Eukaryota; Viridiplantae; Streptophyta; Magnoliopsida; Zingiberales; Musaceae
Product: auxin-responsive protein IAA6
Biological process (GO): regulation of DNA-templated transcription
Cellular component (GO): nucleus
Molecular function (GO): protein binding
Source: RefSeq, a predicted model, not a curated record
GUGGCGACAGCAGAUGUGUCUGCGGGUGACUCGCAUCUCUAUCCUAUGCUUGACUUGGGAACGUGUGUUGCUGCCACAGGAGCAGCGCGCCUUCGUUCCACUGUCGCCUGCUUUGAGUGAGCCCUGCUCUAAAUUCCCCUUCUUGGCCCGGUUUACAGCUGCGGUGUCCGCUGUCUUGAUCCCCCCCUUUAUCGCACUCCGAAUUCGGUGGAGGGGGAAGACGACAAAGACAAGGAGACAUUUUCCAGGCGCGACAGCCUUUUCGGUUGCUUAUCCUCUGCGAAAGAUUUGGCUUUGAAGUGUUGGGCUGGUGCAACUGGUGUUGUUCCCCGAGCUCGGAGAGUUUUGGAACUUCGAGCGGCGGUGUUGCAGGGGAAAAGAAAGGGUGAAAAGCUUUACGCUGUUCCGGAAGAGAUUUCUCCUGUCUGUCUCCUUGGGUACAGGCCAUUGUUUCGUAAGAUUUGGUCACUCUCUUUCCAUUCUUGGUCCACUAGAGAAGAUAGGCAUGGAAGAAGGUCGCAGAGGAGGAGUAUGUCCUCAGCUGCUUGAUUUGAUGCCAAACAAAAGAGAUUGGAUAGUGAAGGAUGAUGGGAGAGGAGGGGAAAUGAAAGCUUCACAGCUAGAGGUGGAGAGUUUGGAGCUGAGACUUGGCCUCCCUGCAACUGAAGAAGAAAAAGACCCCUCUGUUCUCUCUCUUGCUCUCUUUUACAAGUCCUCCAAAACCACCACCACCAACAACAACAACAACAAGAACCACCACUGUGCUGGAUCCAAAAGGGGUUUCUUUGGCACAUUUGAGUCCAGAACAGAAGGACCUCAGCAGCAGAAGACAAGUGGGGCAAAUCUAAAAGAUGAGCUGCCUCAGAGCCAAGAGAGAAAGGCAGCACAUGAGGCCCCUGAAAAUGCAUCUGCGGCAAACAUGAACUCUCAGACAAGAGCUGCAUCUGUUCCUCUGGUUGGUUGGCCUCCUAUCCGCACCUUCAGAAAGAAUUUCGCUACCGGCUCAUCCAAGCCGUCUCCUGAACCACAGAGUGGGGAUUUGCAGUCCAAAGUGAAGCUUGAGGACUGCAAGAAGGGCUUGUUUGUGAAAAUUAACAUGGAAGGCAUUCCAAUUGGCAGAAAAAUAGACCUGUCAACCUAUAACAGCUACGAGAAGCUCUCUCUAGCUGUGGAGGAACACUUUCGAGAUCUUCUAGCAGCUCAAAAGGAUCCUUCUACUGCUGAUACUUUGAAGGAUGGAGAAAAACAAGUAUUUACAGGCUUAUUAGAUGGUACUGGUGAAUAUUCACUGAUCUAUGAAGAUAAUGAAGGAGAUAGGAUGCUUGUUGGAGAUGUACCUUGGGACAUGUUUGUUUCGAUGGCUAAAAGGCUGAGGGUGAUCAAGAGCACCGAUCUUUCUGUAAUACGUGUUCAGGACCAGUAUGCAGGAAAAGAACAGCAACAGAGUGUUGAAUUAUAUUAGGAGAAGACAUUCCCUGUUCAGGCUUUCAUCUAAUGCUUCUUUCUUCUAUGUGCAAUGUAUGGGUUGGUGGAUGCAACCUGAGUGUUUUUCUCAUACUUUUUGGUUCAACUUGAGUUCAAAUUCCUCCUAAUUUUCCCCCUUAUUGGGGUUGUGGAAUUCGUGCUUUUGAACGAUAUAUAUAAUAAUGUGUAAACUCAUGAUAUCCAACCGCCUGCUUAUUUGCAUA